CGCCCCCCCCCCCAUAUGCCCGGACUUCGACUCUACCCUAGCGCUCCCAGCAAGGUGCAAGGAGCCCUUGCAGGUUCAGCAAGCACCCUACUUGUGUCUGACCUGAAUGACCACAGAGAUGGGUGCCCCCAUCGGCACACUGUCCUUUGGCCACCGGACAUCAUGCCUCCCAAGAAGGAUGUUCCCGUUCCCGUGAAGAAACCAGUGGGGCCCCCUAACCCCAAGCCUGCUGCGCCUGCUGCCAAGCCAGCAGCAGGGGCCCCUCCAGCCAAGCCACCACCAGCGUCAGCGUCAGCGCCAGCACCAGCACCAGCACCAGCACCAGCUGUCCCUUCAGCCUCUGCGAAGAUCCAGGAGCCCCCUGUCGAUCUCUCCAAAGUGGUGAUCGAGUUUAACAAGGACCAGCUGGAGGAGUUCAAGGAAGCCUUCGAGCUGUUUGACCGAGUAGGGGAUGGCAAGAUCCUGUUCGGCCAGUGUGGGGACGUGAUGAGGGCCCUGGGCCACAACCCCACCAACGCCGAGGUGCUCAGAGUCCUGGGGUACCCCAAGAGUGAUGAGCUGAAGACCCGGCGUAUAGACUUUGAGACUUUCCUGCCCAUGCUCCAGGCAGUGGCCAAGAUCCAGGGGCAAGGCACAUACCAGGACUACCUGGAGGGGCUUCGCGUGUUUGACAAAGAGGGGAACGGCAAAGUCAUGGGAGCAGAGCUCAGACAUGUCCUCACUACCCUGGGAGAGAGGAUGACUGAAGAGGAGGUGGAGACAGUUCUGGCAGGACAUGAGGACAGCAACGGCUGCAUCAACUAUGAAGCCUUCCUGAAGCACAUCCUGAGCGUCUGAGCUCUACAGGUGCAGUGGGGCUCGACAAGGAGUCCCCCCACCCCUCGCGGGCGAAAGCAAGUUCCUGCCGCUAGGAGGCCACCUAUUGUUUCAAAAUAAAGAGACGGUUCCUCCCCUAA
Phacochoerus africanus (Common warthog) is the source of this 956-nucleotide messenger RNA. It is a transcript of the gene MYL6B, whose product is annotated as myosin light chain 6B. The record is from RefSeq and is a predicted model, not a curated record. Bases 16 to 837 code for a protein of 273 amino acids. Gene Ontology annotation, cellular component: myosin II complex. Lineage: Eukaryota; Metazoa; Chordata; Mammalia; Artiodactyla; Suidae. The transcript is spliced from 9 exons. Gene Ontology annotation, molecular function: structural constituent of muscle; calcium ion binding.